AUGUUGACGACUGCCGCUACUUCUGCCUCGACCAGUUCGGACCCGAAUGGAGCACCGGGCAGUAGCUACCGAGGGUAUAAAGUGUUGAUGGAAAAAUACGAUGGCCUGACGAAUUACAUUCCUUCCAAUAUGGACGAUCCCAUCGUUUUAAACGUUGGAGGGAAACGCUUCGAGACUUACGAAGAAACGCUUGCAAGAUUCCCCGACACUUUGCUCGGCUCCAAGAGUCGGAGGUCUAAAUUUUACAACAGCAGACGGCAGGAAUACUUUUUCGAUAGACAUCGCUCGGCAUUUGACGCAAUUCUUUAUUAUUAUCAAUCCGGUGGAACUCUUAUAAGGCCAGAGCAUGUUCCCCCGCAUGUAUUCAUAAACGAAGUUGUCUUUUAUGAUCUGCCAGAGGAAGCUGUUCAAGUUGUUCAACUUGAGGCAGGCAUAGCAGACGAGCCCGAAGAACAACCGAUGCCAAGUAAUUACUACAUGGGAAUCAUUUGGAACGCGUUGGAAUACCCAAACUCGUCGAAAGUGGCCAAAUUUUUAGCCAUUUUUUCUGUGUUAGUAAUCACUCUGUCUUUAAUAAUUUUCUGCGUCGAGACUUUGCCAACUUUUAAAGCGCCAAACCAAGAUCGACCGCCAAAUGCUACAAAUGAAUGGAAACCACCUCCAAACCCUUAUGAUGCAGUGUGGUUCCAACUUAAUACGUUUGUCAUCGUAUGGUUCACAGGAGAGUAUGUUAUUCGCUUCAUUUGCUCCCCGCAAAAAUUGAAAUUUUUACUGGGUGCUUUGAACCUCAUUGAUUUAUUAUCCAUUUUGCCUUACUAUGUACAACUCGGACUUAAAGAAGAUGACUCUUCCAUCUCCGUGCUGCGCGUAGUGCGUGUGGUGCGCGUGUUUCGAGUGUUUAAACUCUCGCGUCACUCGCGCGGGCUUCAAAUAUUGGGAAACACGCUGAAAGCGAGUUUGAAUGAGCUGAUUAUGUUAAUGUUCUUCUUAGCAAUUGGCGUUAUGAUAUUUGCAAGUUGCGUCUACUACGCCGAAGGAGGGCCUGAAAGUGAUGGUUUUCAGAGCAUUCCACACGCUUUCUGGUGGGCAGUUGUCACUAUGACCACUGUGGGGUACGGAGAUGUGUCCCCCGUCAGUUUACCAGGCAAGAUCGUGGGUGCCCUGUGCGCUAUCUCAGGUAAGCCGACAUAAUGCAAUAACUGACCUGUCUCUAAAUAACGUUUCUUGACAUUCAUUCUUGCUCUUAAAUGGCUUACCUGUCAGUCACACUGAUGGAAUGUCAAAGCCCUUCAAAUUUCAUAUAUUUUGUUACUUUGUUGAGAAUGUUUGUUAAGCGUGCAGCUUGCGUGUUCGUGAAAGAUCGCGCGAAUGGAAUUGAUAGCGUUAUCAUUUGUGUUUCGGCUUUAAGUUAGUUCAUAUCACACUGCCUUAGAAUUCAGAUCGCGGUAUCUCCGUUAACGCGCUUAUCUGAUGGAUCCAUUCGAGAACAAUAAUGAAAUCAACUGUUGAACAUGGCUGAAUGAAUAACUAUAGUAGGACGUUAUCACUUAGAUUGAAAACUACAACGCUGAAGUUAUUGAUUUAUAAGCGAGGCUCUCUUAUCUCAAUCGACUUUCUGUUGAAUACCUAAGGUGAAACAAUUUGUGGUUGAAAGAGGGUGAUAUCUUGUGCCAAGAAAAGAUAAACGCACUGCCUCCACGAAAUAAGAAAUGAUGACAAACAUUAUUUGCGAUUCUCUCGAGUGAUUCUCGCGUGGACAUGGCCCGCACGUCCUGUUCACGUGCUGAUUCGCGAGAAAAACACUUGAUUACCUUCUGCCAUUAUUCCCAACUUGAGGGAAUGAGUAAUUUAUUAUGUGGGAUCCAAAUACAAUAACUUUGUUUUGAAAUGUUGGCAAGGAAUUAUUUUUGCUUGAAAGGAAAGGCCAUUAAAUGUUGUAAAGCAAACAAAUGCACUUUGCUGAAUUUUGGUCUUUUCAUUAAAAUCAGGAAUUUUUAUCGGCAAACUUGCUCGCUUCCGUUCAAAAUUUGUUGAGUUUUGUCAUGUAUGAUUGAACACUGAAAUUUCUUGUUAAAUAUUAAUUGGCUUUGGAACGCUGAAGUUGAUAACAUCAAAGAGGUGUUGCUUUCACAUCGUUCAUUCUUUAGCGGUGAAAGUCAAAUUUUCAAUUUAUGCCAAACGUUAGUCUUAACGAAAUCACGAUAAUUCAGAGAUAGCAGCGCAAAUGAGUUGAAUUUAAAAUCUAGUGCUCCUAACGGAGUAAAAUAAAUUAGAUUAGAGUUGUGAGUUGACGCUGCAAGAAGCUUGUCAGCUUUGAAAUAUUUAUAAGUACCUGAAGUUCGAAAAGAGAAUGAGAUAAAAAGCUUGCAUUGUAAAUUAUAGAGGCCCGAGCUUUACGGCUUUUUCACUCAGUGCAUGUAAGAAAAAUUUUGGGCCUGAUAAAAAUCGAGUUCGAUCGAAAAAUUUUGGAGUAAAAUCGUUGUCGGACUGAAGUCACUCUAGUUAUUGUAAACUAAAAUACAUAGAUGUAUUCAUAAUGCCUCAUCCUUUUAUUGGGUGAUGUGAGAGAAUAAAGCGUGUGAUUAUAUGUGGCAGUUAUACUUUAAAUUCAUUUAAAAGAAUUAAGGGUGCGCUGUAAAAUUUACGGGAUUCAGACUUGCUUAGAACUCAAGAACCUCUUAAAAUUAACAAUUGUCAUACGAAGUAAUAGAGUUAAAAACCAAACGACAACAUGUUGGACCUGCCGCUGAGGGUUUUAAAAAUUCAAAACUUGCCACACGCACUCGAGGUGCGAGAAGUGAAAAGGAAAACUUGAUUCGACGUAAUUUUGUUCAGGAGGCGUACAGCUAUCAUAUAGAAUGUAUAUUAAAGCGACAAACAUUCGGUGGUUACCGCACAAAUGUCAAAAAUCUUAUUUCAUGUUGUCGACGAGCUGGAAAGGGUUGAAACUCAGCAGGGUAUUGACCUAAAGAAAACAUAUUUCUUAAAAACACACCCGGCAUGUGCUAUUGAUAGAAAGGAAGAACUAAAAACAGCGCGUGGUAUUACCAAUAAAAACUUGAAAUGAGAUUCGUUUUCAGGGAAACGUUUACUGCAUUCAUAUUCAAAGCAAAACUCAUUUAGACAGGCAAAUGAAUUUAUGAAUUUAGUUCGUUAAAAUACAGGGUAAAGCGGGGGAAUUUUAACAACCUCCCACGCAACUAAAAGAUUUAAUUUUAGUCAAAAAUAAAUCUAUCAACGAAACUACUGUCAAUGCUCAGUAGAAAGGUUAAGUUUGUUUUAUUAAUCAGCUGAUGUAUCGUGAGGAUUCAAAGCACCUGUUAGUUCGUUUCGCUCUGUUUUCAGUUCUCGAAAAAUCGAAUUAUUUUCAAUAGAUUGAAGACAACGCUUGCCGCGCUUCAAACCCUAUCGAAACUGCAAUUUGCUACAAUAAGCAAGAAAAAUAGAUGUCCAACCUGUUAAAAUCUCUUGAAGAUGCGUUUAGUCUUAAGUCAGUUCAUCUUGAAUUCUCUUGAGUAAAAAAAAAGAUUCACUUCUUCUUGCUUUAUAAUACUUAAACGUGGUAUUCUCGUUUUAAAAUGAAAGCAGGAACACCGUUUACAUGGUUGAAAUUCUGUAAUGCUUAAGUUAUGUCACUGUAUAUUUCAGCGAUUUAUUGGGAUUAAGUUCGGUAAUUUCACAUAGUUUCUUCGCCAACGCGUGGACAAAAUAUUCUGUAUUUUAAAUUUUGGUAAUUUUCCACUUUCUUUCGUAGUUUUUGAAAACUUUUACCGAUCUUCUCUCGCAUACUUGUACUUCGGCAAUAUCUCCGCCAUUUUGAAAUCAUGUAAUCUUGUAUGGCUUCUGUACUUCAUACAUUUGCAAAGAAAGUCGUUCUUACAGUUUAUCGUUUAGCUUAAUUAAAAUUUUGUCUUGAUGAAGGAGUACCUUUAUUUAUUUUCCACGAGGAAAGAAACUCAUUGAAAAUUUAGUGGAAUACGCAAUUUGAAAGAGCUUAUCCAUAAGGAAAACUCUAAACCCUUAAAAUCUUAUCUGUUUUGCCAAAUUUCGUUCCUUCAGUCUUUUAGUGCUUCAGAUCUCCGUUCUGUUAGUUUAAUCCGUACACGUUUGCACUGCAGGCGAGAAUUUCAAAGAAAUCCUCUCGUUUCCUCGUCUCACUAAUUAAUAUUCACAGUUUGAAAACUCAGACUGUCUUUGAAGAACUAUCGUCUGCCUUUCAUGGUACAUGUUCUUCUAUAGCCGGAAAGACAUGCAAGUGGUACUUUUAUUGCCACAGGAGUUACUUAUCGAGGCAAAUGUUGUUGGGAAUAGAGAGAAAUAUUGUAAAUAUAGCAGUUGCGAGGGCAGCUGUGAGAUUUGAUUUUUUACUUAAAAGCUGAAGACUGGAGUAAUCGAGGAUUAGUGAAACAACAGUAUUUUAUUGUCAAAGGCUUUGUUUUCACAAAAUGCGGUAACAUAAAUGGCCACCCAUGUACUUUGUACUUGAAUAUCACCCGCUUUCGUUGAUAAUUUUCACUCAGCAACUUGUCAAUAAAGAUAGAAUUAAAGCAAUUACGUCUGAGAAUCGAAAGUAAUCAAGGAAUGCAAUGGCUUUUCUUCACUACGCACUGUGAUUGGUGAAGAUAACUUGCUUUGCCCUUAAACCAAUCAGAUUCGAGCUUUUAACCGAGUUUUCUUACACUGUGUACAGUGUGCUUGUUUUUACUCUAGUUCUCAUUGGCUUCUUGUGGCUUUGUUUUUAUUGGUUUCCGUAAUUAGUUUUUUUUUUAUAUUUUUGACCGUCAAUGGAACUACUCUGCAACUGCGAGCACACUUAAGAGGAACUAGCUAAAAGUUCACCAAAGUUGUGGAACUGUAAGGAAUGAGUAAUCGCUAGUUGCAGCUUAGGAUCUUAUUUAAAUUACAUUUUACGUUCAGCUUCUAAUGUGUUUUUUUUUCGAUAGAGCAAUUUUCAACCGAGUGUCGAAAGUAAUGCCUGAUUGCUUUAGUUUUGCUUUACUUCGCUCUGUGAUCGGUCAGAAAACUCGCGCUGCUCUUUUCAACCAGACAGAUGCAAAACUACCAUCAAUUACGACAUGGUCGCCCGCGUUUUCCUGCGGGUUUUCCCGUGAGUUUACUUUAAGUUACCAUUUGGCUCUUCAAUGUAUCUUCCUGUCCUCAGAUUGAUUUGACGUCACUCAAUCGAAAAGCGCCUUAUCAUGAUAUGUGAAUCUCUUGAUGGAUGAUUUACAUUCAACGCUUGUUGUGGUGGAUAUUUCCCACGUGAACAGUUUUAGCUAAAAACAUCAGAGCUUUACCUUACAUUUUAUCUUACUUCUCAGGGGUGCUAACUAUUGCCCUGCCUGUACCUGUAAUCGUGUCCAACUUCGAGAACUUUUACAACAAAGAGAUGAACCGACGAAAGGAAGAGGAACUCAAAAAGGCUGAAGAAGCUCGAGAAAAGGGAGAGGCUAAAAAGUCCGGUCUGAACAGCAGAAAGCAAUCCAUGGAACUCGAAAACAUGGAUGGUAAGACUCCCACGUCACCCAAAGAUGUAGUGGUUUGUAGCGUGAACAACAAAGACGAAAAUUCGACCGAUAAGACUCAUCCAACACGGAGGUCAGUUGAGACUGUGUGACGAACUGUAUCACGUGAUGCAUGUCACGUAAUGCACAAUGUGUCACGCUGAAUUUCACAUUUGAGAACAUGGAAAGACUUUUAUUCAAUGAUAUAUUAAUCCUAUUACCUGCAAGAUAAACUGCUCAAAGCAAGAGUGGAUUUCAACCUUUUAUCCCUCAAAUUGAAGAGGGGGUUGUUUCCUUUAGGAACAGCUGGCGUCGAACAUAUGAAUUGGAAGGAAACUAAGGGGAAAGAUUAUCUGUAUUCACAGCAAAUCAGAAACCAAAUAAGGAAAAGCUAUUACGCCAAAUAUUCGAUGCUCUUAGUUCAAUAUUAUGCAUAAAUGUAGACCGGGAGUAGAUUAUACGGCAUAGGCGUCGAGGAAAAUCUGAGGAAAUUUGGUCAUCCGCUUAAUCAAGCUUGAAAACACAAUAUGAACGCACAAGUAGUGGCUGUAGUAUCCGCAAUGUACCAAUUCAGUCACAAGAAAGGAAAUUUGGACCUAGCAUUCUGAGCACUCGCCUACUGUUAGUAAAUACACCCAAACUUCUAUGCCGCCUGGGAAUAGCCUCUCGACUUUUUAUCACCAACGGCCCGAUCCAUAAAUUUGUUCCAAGUUUUAGAGGAUUCUUCGAACGAUUACAGUUGUGCACUGUAAAGUAGAUAUAACAUGCCUUUAGCAUUAUUCACCCUUCUGGUUCCCACCGGUUAAAUGUGGCAAACUGUGGUAUUAACGAAGAAGAAACUUUCUAAAUCUCGGUGGAGAUGGACUUAAAACCAGUUUUUGAAACUGCAAGGUCGUUACACGAAGGAGUCACUAGCACUGUGCUGAGAACACAAUCUCGAAAAACAGAGCAACACGAUUUUGUCCAGCUUCUCGUUGAAGGCAUCUAGCAUGUUAAAAUCUUGAGGUACACGCAGCAACGUUUGUCUUCGGGUUCUGCACCUGGGUCUAAUGGGGAAACAAGUCCUCUUAGACACUCUUAGUGAAGUUUAUAGAAGUGGAAAUGUGGCCAGUUGAGAUUCUUGGUGAAAGUGUGUACCUGUCUAUCGAUGAACAUCUAACUAAUGCUUGAGAAACAAGGAAAUUAGCUGAAAUAAUAAGAGUACCCACAAAAGAACGGGGAACGCUGAGUUUGAAGCUGAGGAACAAGACGUCAGUUAGAAUUCUAGGUUCUAAGGCGGUAAAGGACGAGGACGGUAAAUUGGAGAAAAAUAACGAAAAUCCAAUCUUCCUAUCUCAGGAACAUGAAUAAGUGGUGAGGAGAAACAUCUCGUAGCUAAUAGUCCUUCUUUGAUCAAUUAUCAACGAUAAAACUGAUUCAAACCAGGUCUCAAAAGACCUGUUUAACCCAUUUUAUAAACUUGAAUAUAUGAUUCGACAUUUUUUAUUCCUGUAGAGAGAGCGGCAGCUCAAUAUGUGCUCAUUAACAGUCUCUAAUGCAGCAGGCAGUAAAAAGAGAUGUUUUCAAAAUCGGUGUUUUUAUUAGCACACAAUUUUUGGUAUUUUAGCCUCGUACCAUUUAAAUUAUCAAUUGAUAUCUUUAUUUAGCUACAUAUCCCUUUUAUUCAGGGGUAAAUUUCAACUGAAUCCCUUACAACUUUGCUUUCUUAGCAAUAUUGCUUCAAAUAACACAAUAUGAUAAAGGUGUAAAGCCCAUAAUUGUAUACUUGUGCUGCUCAAUAAUGAGCUAUAGCAUUUGGUAGAGUAACUUAAUAUAAAAAUUUAAAGAAAGUUUCUCAUUGAGCAUGAAAUACACAUUCAAAUUUAGAUUUUUUUUUUGGAUAUAUUUUUUAACACUACAGAAUAACUCGAACUGUUUUUUGGUAAAUUUUUUAGUUAAUAAUUUCGUUUUUAAACGAUUGAUUGACAAUUGUCAGUGAAUAAGCUUGGCUUGUCAUUCAGAUAUUGGCGAGAAGGGCAAAAACAUUGUAAUAUGUCAGUAUGAAUAACACUGAAGUUAUGAUGAUUACAAGGAAAUCUCUGCGGCUUAUUUGUGUGGAUAAAAAAAGAAAGGGCCUUCACUAAAACUGACUUGAGGGAAACGAGUCGCCAACUGAAUGAUGCGUGGGCUAAACUUGCGUGACAAAAGGAUAAGCUCAACUGAAUUUAUGUGGGAAGAUGUUGUCAAUAUCAGCUAGUUUUGAUCUUGCAGGAUAGUAUUUCAAACACAGUAUGAAACUACUCCCAUGUGAAAGUAAGAAGCUCACGUAAUGUAAGCAAAUGAAAAUCUCUAUCUUAUGUGGCGAUAUAAUUCGCUCUCUUGUUCAGACUGUCGUUUGUUACACACGUCAGUCUUUGGUUUAUAGUUCACUUAGUUGCUCUCUUUCCUAGUUAUAGAAAAAAAAAUUAACAGGCAUCUGCAGUUGCAUGAUAAAAAAGUUAUCUUUGCUAGUGGAAUAAAAACGAUCAUGAAGUCUUUCUCACAUUCGCAUUGGUCAGAAAAAUUGACCGUAAUACGUAUGCUUUUUUAUAAGAAAGCUAAGAAAGGAAUGUAGAGGAAUGAUUUAAAGUGGCAGCUAAUUAAAUUUCAUAACUUACACGUUGUUUUAUUACAGCUGAGACGGCAGGUUCGCCUCUUAGUGGUCUGCGGUAUGCAGUGUGCGAAUCACGACCAAGCUUAACCUUGUACUCAGGCUCCUCUCUGCCAUGUAAAAGGUAUCUGGGGGGGAGUGAUAAAGAGCCUAGGAGCAAAGUUGUCUCGAGCCUUGAUAUCGGUUAUUUUAUUAUUUCUUAUAACUUCUGUAAUAUGAGGCUUAACUUAAGGGAGCACUUUCGUUUCCAUCAGGAAGCAUGAUACUUGAAACACCGAACAAAGGUUUGAUUUACCAUGUUUCUGUUCUCAGAUAUAGUUUUGGAUUGCGAUCAUUUGUAUCGGAUGUCACUUUCCUUUGUGCACUACUAGACAACAUCAAAUGAAAGUGCUCCCUUAUGAUAAAUUUCUAAGAUCCGUUCAUUAUUUUGAGCAACUGUAUUUUUCAAGACGUGUUUAUGUCACGUUAUUUAGAAUUUUUUUUUCUUAUUUGAAACAUGCAAUUUCUUGUUAAUCUUAAACACUCGACCGAUUCUCGUCUCUCAUUGGUUAACACCGUCGCACACUGCUUAUGUCACUAUAAAGCAAGAAGUAAUUUCAAACAAUUUUUUUAAGUACAAAUUUUAUAUUGCAGUUUAAGUCGUGGGUUG
This is a messenger RNA of Pocillopora meandrina, 8782 nucleotides long. The record is from the annotation of a GenBank genome assembly. NCBI's taxonomy places the organism in Eukaryota, Metazoa, Cnidaria, Anthozoa, Scleractinia, Pocilloporidae.